This is a messenger RNA of Ceratitis capitata (Mediterranean fruit fly), 724 nucleotides long. RefSeq names its product histidine triad nucleotide-binding protein 3. Bases 80 to 601 code for a protein of 173 amino acids. The transcript has 3 exons. Gene Ontology annotation, molecular function: catalytic activity. NCBI's taxonomy places the organism in Eukaryota, Metazoa, Arthropoda, Insecta, Diptera, Tephritidae. The record is from RefSeq and is a predicted model, not a curated record.
AACCCUGUUUCCGACCUGCGCAUUCAUACAAAACUAUUUUUCUUAUCUAUUUAGAAAAUAUUCCAAUAGAAUUUGUGCGAUGGUGCCUGUCAAACAGCUGAGUGGGAGAAGAUUUAUAUUUUUUUUGGUUCUUGGUGUAUUCGCGCUGCUUCUCAUUUUACGGUUUUUCGUAACUGAUUCGUCUGAUAUGAGUCGGUGCAUAUUUUGUGAUAUUUCCUCGGGAAAACAAGCUAACACAGAGCUUUUGUUUGAAAACGAUGAAUUUGUAAUAUUUAAGGACAUAAAACCUGCAUCAACGUAUCAUUACCUUGCAGUUCCUAAGCGACAUACAGAGAGCUUGAAAGCAUUGACCAAAGAUGAUCUAGUAUUGGUGGACCACAUGGAACAAGGCUUAAAGUCCUUCUUUGAAAAGAAUAAUAUAACUACAACAGACGCUUUAUUUGGCUUCCAUCUACCACCAUUCAUUUCAGUAAAACACCUGCAUAUGCAUGGCAUAGCACCGCGUUCCACGAUGUCCUUUAUGAAUAGAAUGAUGUUUAAGCCUGAUUCAGGAUGGUUUAAAUCGGUUGAGAAUGCGCGUAAAUACCUGCAGGAUCUGUAAUAAAAUUAAUGGUCAUAUACAUUGAUAGCUACACAAGUUUACAUAUAUAUUUUAGAGAAAACCCUGUGAAAUAGAAUUAGAAAUAUAAUAAAUAUACCGGUAUCCGUUAUACCCAAUUAUUAA